Protopolystoma xenopodis is the source of this 669-nucleotide messenger RNA. Lineage: Eukaryota; Metazoa; Platyhelminthes; Monogenea; Polystomatidea; Polystomatidae. The record is from the annotation of a GenBank genome assembly.
UCUUCCUCUUUUUCUCUCGCCGGUGGUGAACGGUACUUGCCCCAGGCAGUGGCGGCCGUGUUUGCAGCGGCUGCGGCGGCAGCCGCUGCAGCCUCGUCUUCCGCACCUUCUCAUGAACGAAGUGGUACACCCCCGAUUGCUUCAGAUUCCCUUAUUCCUUCUGCUGGUCAGGCGCCGAUCAUAGCUUCAGCCAGAGUCUCAGCCUCUGGCCUCGGGCAAGCACAUUUGGCUCCCCCCAUGGCGCCCCUUGCACAAAAUAUUUCGGCCCCUGUACAUCAACAUCCUCACCAAUCUCUUCCACCUCUUAAUCAUCAUCAACCUCAACAGCAGCAGCAGCAGUUGGGUGGAGUGCUCGCUUUUCACCCUUUCCCACCAUCACAUCAGCACCAGGCUCUCUAUCAUCUCAUCACAGUCUCUUCCUGGACGCGAGCAGUUUCCUCGGUGCUUGCUUCUUUUGAUACACCUACUUGUUCAAACAGUUCUAGCACUGGCCAAACAUCCACUUCUUUUGUCGGCCCUUCUCCUGGAACGACCUCAUUUAUUUCUUCGACGACUAACCAAUGGAGUUGUCAGCGUCUUGUUUAUCCAAUUGCGGGGUCGGGUGAAUGCCCAGCCUGUGCUUCGAAUUCUCCUACUUUACAUUCUCAAACUAUUUCAGAUAAAGAUUAG